AUGGUGGUUCCUAUGAUUGCUGCGUCGGAGGAAGAGCUAGGGAAGAUUCAGGUCGGCAGUGAGAAUUCUCCAGCGCCUUCUCCACACCGGGGAAACGCAUCACGGGUCGGGGGCGUGCGUGGGAUACUCAACUUGCUUGCGAAACGGGGCGAUGUCGAACUCCAAGGUGCCACGCCGGUGCCGUACGAUGAGCGGACGGAGACAAACUACUUCAACAUCUUCACGCUGUGGUUCUGCAUGAGCUGCAACCCCCUUCCGGUGACUUUUGGCAUGGUCGGCACGGCCUCGUUCGGCCUGAACUUGCGCGAUGCGGCACUUGUGAUACUGUUUUUCACGCUGGUGUCGACAGUGCCGGUGGCGUACAUGUGCACGUGGGGUCCGCAGACGGGAAUGCGUCAACUCGUGCAAGCCCGCUUUGCGUUUGGCAAGUACCUUGUCUCGGUGCUCGUACUGCUGAACCUCGCAACGCUCACCGGAUUCUGCGUCGUCGAUGCUACAAUCGGCGGCCAGGCACUGUCCGCGGUGAUGGACGGUGAGACCAUCAAUGCCACCGUGGGCAUCGUCAUCAUCUCCCUGCUCGCCAUGCUCGUUGCCUUCUGCGGGUUCCGCAUUCUGCAUCACUACGAGCGCUGGGCGUGGAUUCCCGCUGUCCUCGCGCUGGUCAUUGCUACAGGCUGCGGUCAAGCGGGGCUGAGGCAGCAAGUCGCUGCUCCUGGUGCGACUGCUCAGCAGGUGCUGUCGUUCGGCGGCCUGGUGGCCAGUUUCAUGCUCCCGUGGGCGGCGCUCGCAAGCGACUUCAGCACUUACAUGCACCCCAAGGCACCGCCAUUCCGGAUCGCGGCGUACACAUACGCGGGUCUCGCACUACCCACGAUUCUCCUCAUGAGUCUUGGAGCAGCCAUGGGCGGUGCCAAAGCUAACGUCCCGGCAUGGCAAGAGGGCUACAACGUCAACGCAGCGUCUGGCGUGCUGGCAGCCAUGCUGCAACCAGCGGGCGGCUUUGGACGCUUCGUCACGGUCGUCCUGGCAUUCAGCAUGCUGGGCAACCUGAGCGCGACCAUGUACGCCAUCACGCUAAACUUCCAGAUGGCGCUGCCGUUCUUCUUCCGCAUCCCACGCGUCCUCUACGCUAUACUCAUCACGGGCAUCGUCAUAGGCGUUGCCAUCCCCGCGGCAAAGUCGUUCUUCCUGAACCUCGAGAACUUCCUAGGGCUGAUUGGGUACUGGGCUGCUGUUUUCAUCGGCAUCAUGCUCACGGAGCACUUGUUCUUCCGCAGAGCCAGCUUUGCAGCCUACACCAAAGACGAAGGCGCUUGGGAUGACGUCACGAAGCUGCCUCCCGGAUACGCUGCCAUUGGGGCUGCUGUUCUGUGCUUUGGGCUUGUGAUUCCGGGCAUGAGCCAGACGUGGUUUGUGGGUCCUAUUGCGGAGAAAACCGGAGACAUUGGAUUCGAAGUCGCGCUGGUGCUGUCGGCGGCGUUGUAUGUGCCCUUUAGGAUGGUGGAGCGCAGGGCGUACGGUAGGUAG
Messenger RNA from Boeremia exigua, 1527 nucleotides. RefSeq names its product permease for cytosine/purines, uracil, thiamine, allantoin-domain-containing protein. The coding region runs from base 1 to 1527 and encodes 508 amino acids. The record is from RefSeq and is a predicted model, not a curated record. The transcript has 2 exons. Gene Ontology annotation, molecular function: transmembrane transporter activity. Gene Ontology annotation, cellular component: plasma membrane. Lineage: Eukaryota; Fungi; Ascomycota; Dothideomycetes; Pleosporales; Didymellaceae. Gene Ontology annotation, biological process: transmembrane transport.